Molecule: messenger RNA, 246 nt
Organism: Alternaria alternata
Lineage: Eukaryota; Fungi; Ascomycota; Dothideomycetes; Pleosporales; Pleosporaceae
Exons: 1
Source: RefSeq, a predicted model, not a curated record
CACAUGUUGCUACACCUUCAGCUCUGGGAAGUAGCCGACAAGUAUUUGGUGCCUGAUCUUCAAGCUCUCUGCACCUGGAGAUUCAAGGAGGCAGCCGAGUAUUACCAUAGUCAUCCAGAGAUGAUUGAUGCAAUCUUGUUCGUUUAUGAAAACCUUUCCGAGAGUGCGAAGGAUUUGCGGAAGGUCAUAGUGACGAUCGUUGAUGAUAAUCCUGUCCUGCUUGAAGAUGUGGAGAUUCAGGAAUCU